Pyricularia grisea is the source of this 678-nucleotide messenger RNA. RefSeq lists its product as uncharacterized. The transcript has a single exon. NCBI's taxonomy places the organism in Eukaryota, Fungi, Ascomycota, Sordariomycetes, Magnaporthales, Pyriculariaceae. The coding region runs from base 1 to 678 and encodes 225 amino acids. The record is from RefSeq and is a predicted model, not a curated record.
AUGACGUCCAUAGCACGCACCAACGGUGGGGCGGCUACCUCGAAACGCUUCGAGCUCCCCGCGCUCGACUUCAAGUUUACUCCUCUGACUGACGGCACCAACAUCCCACCACCUCUACCGUCCCCAAUUGAGGAGACCCCGCCGCCAGUCGCUGCCGCUCGCGCCGAGACACCAGACACUUCUGCAACUAGCACGGGCACAGUAGACGAGAAGCAGGAGGAACAACAACAAACAUCAACCAGCAUGGCCGGCACGAAAAGGCCAGCCGAGUCGCCCAUAUCCCCCGUUUCGCCAACCAGCUCUGCCCGCCCCGGCAGCAUCCGUCGCCUUUUCAGCAGGAAUCUCCUCAGCCAGUCGUAUGCAGAGAGCGAGGCAGGAGAGCCAGAGAGCCCGGGCCUCAGGCGGCCGCAGAGCCAGGCGAGCUUCCCUACCGACAAGCGACCCAAGCGAUCGAGCGGCUGGUUCAGGCGGUUAAGAGGAGGCAGCAACGGUGACAGCACGACCGAUACGACGGGCUCUAAGCGCGCAACCGUUGGGAGCUACGAGGAUAUUGUCGGCACCAGGAAGACUAGCGGGCCGCCGCCGCCCAUGAUACCCGAGCUGAGCGACCUCGAGGCCAAGGUUGGUCUGAACGAUGGUAGCAGUCUUGGGAAUGACAUGUUUAAACACAUCAAAUAA